Messenger RNA from Linderina pennispora, 1246 nucleotides. RefSeq names its product mitochondrial carrier. The coding region runs from base 1 to 1191 and encodes 396 amino acids. The record is from RefSeq and is a predicted model, not a curated record. The transcript is spliced from 5 exons. NCBI's taxonomy places the organism in Eukaryota, Fungi, Kickxellomycota, Kickxellomycetes, Kickxellales, Kickxellaceae. Gene Ontology annotation, biological process: mitochondrial transmembrane transport.
AUGCCACAGACCAAUUCGCAGGUCGCAGACACGGAGGCAGCGCCCGGGCUCCAGUCGCGCAUGGCGUCGGCGUUUGCUGGUGCUAUUGUCACAUCACUGCUUAUGACACCGUUCGACGUAGUCAAGACACGGCAGCAAUCACAGACACUUGUUACCAAGCAGCCUUUGCCUCAGGUACAGCGGCGGCCAACAAAUUACUGGGUGCCGAGGAAUGCACGGCCACAGCAAAUGGAGCUUGUGUUCAAGCGGUUGUGUGCACCCAGCACAGCCGGCGUUAUAGGAGCAGAGUCGGCAAGCCUGAGAACCUCGGCGUCAUUGUGCCUGUGUUCAGAUGCGCUUGUGUUCGAUGCUCAGGGGCGGCCGGUGGAUGUGGGGCAGAGCUGGGAUCAUCCGGAGCAGCGCAUCUGCAUGCGAGGGAAGCGCGGCGGCAGCGCAGGCAAGGCGGGGCUCUGGAAGCGGCUCGGCUUCACACCCAAGAUCGAGCGGGUGGCAGGCGAGCGGAUCACCAGGAACACUGGCGGGAAUGCAACACAUUGCCCGGACCGAAGGUGUGCGGAACGCUGUGGCGGUCCAUCGACCAUGAUAUAUUUUGUCGGCUACGACUACCUGCGGUCGUGGAUGGGAGCCAGGAUGAAGGCCAGCGCGAUGCUUUCUCCAUACGAGCAAUUCGCGUCUCUGUUUGCCGGCUGCAUAGCGCGCACAGCGGCUGCAUCGGUGAUUUCGCCGCUGGAGCUGGUACGCACACGUAUGCAGUCAUCAGCAACCCACGACCUGCGCACGGUGAUGCGCGGGGUUUCGUCAGAGAUCGGACAUAGCGGGCUGGGGACGCUGUGGCGCGGGCUGGUGCCGACGCUGUGGCGCGACGUGCCGUUCUCAGCGAUCUACUGGUUCGGCUACGAGCAGUGGAACCAUCGUGUGUUUGCACCGAUCUUCGAUGGCCGCCAGCACAGCAGUGGUGCGUCGGAUACGCUGACCCGGCUGAUGACGUCGUUCUGCUCGGGCGCUGCGAGUGGGAUUGUGGCAGCCAUUAUCACCACGCCCAGCAUGCUAAGCCCGAAAUCACAUGUCUCACAGCACCGGACCUUUGCCAGCAUGCUACGUCAUAUUGCACCGCGUCUGAUGAAGAUUGCGCCGUCGUGUGCGAUCAUGAUCUCGUCGUAUGAGCUGGGCAAGAUAGUGCUGUCAAAGUAGACAUUUUAUAUAAUAGACUUCAAUCAAGAUGUUGCCUAGACUUCGGCGUCGCUGG